CAUUGAGUUAGUUUGAUUUUGGAAUGGCAUAAUUAUUCGGUCGGUUUACGGCACAUUCCGGCAUCAUAAAGAUUUAUGCUUACCUGAGCGCGGAUUACAUCUACUUCUGUGCAAAUACCGCUUGAUAAGCCAGACGCGGAAAUGCAGUGCCCAAUGAUGCAAAAUCAGCGCGCCGGCCGCCGUGCGGCCAAGGCUGCGUCUCAACAGAGCGUGGCGAGCAUGCGUGUUGGCGGACGCGUCUGUGCAUUGCGCGCAUCGGUCGGCCGCAAGGCCGCUAGCGCUGCCCAGGUUGCCAGCCGCGCUGUUUCCGUAAAGGUUAAUGCUAUCGCUACAAUUGAAAGGCCCGCUGGACCUGCUCCGACUUCCAGUGGCGGUGGUGCUGGCACCCGCGUCAUGAUCAUCGGCGGUGACGGGUAUUGCGGCUGGGCCACCGCCCUGCACCUCUCGGCCCGUGGCUACGAGGUGUGCAUUGUGGACAACUUGUGCCGCCGCCAGUUCGACUUGACUCUGGGCCUGGACACCCUCACCCCCAUUGCCACCAUCCACGACCGUGUGCGCAAGUGGGCGGAGGUGUCCGGGAAGUACAUCUCCCUGCAGAUCGGCGACAUCUGCGACUGGGAGUUCCUCUCGCAGGCCUUCACCUCCUUCCAGCCUGAACAUGUGGUUCACUUUGGCGAGCAGCGCUCUGCGCCCUAUUCCAUGAUCGACCGCCAGAAGGCCGUGUUCACCCAGACCAACAACGUCGUGGGCACCCUCAAUGUGCUGUUCGCCAUCAAGGAGCUCAAGCCCGACUGCCAUCUGGUCAAGCUGGGUACCAUGGGCGAGUAUGGUACCCCCAAUAUUGAUAUUGAGGAGGGCUACCUCACCGUUACGCACAACGGCCGUACGGACACGUUGCCGUACCCCAAGCAGGGCAACUCUUUCUACCAUCUAUCCAAGAUUCAUGACUCGACCAACAUGCUGUUCACGUGCAAGGCCUGGAAGGUGGCAGCUACAGACUUGAACCAGGGCGUUGUGUACGGCGUGCGUACGGAGGAGACGAUGGCAGACCCCAUGCUCAUUAACCGCUACGACUACGACGGCAUCUUCGGCACGGCGCUUAACCGCUUUGUUGUGCAGGCUGCUGUGGGCCACCCCCUGACCGUGUACGGCAAGGGAGGCCAAACCCGUGGCUUCUUAGACAUCCGCGACACGGUACGCUGCAUUCAAAUUGCCAUCGACAACCCUGCGGCCCGCGGCGAGAUGCGCGUGUUCAAUCAGUUCACGGAGCAGUUCUCCGUCAACCAGCUGGCCGAGAUAGUCAACCGCGAGGGCCGCAAGCUGGGCCUGGACGUGGUGGUGCAGAACGUGCCGAACCCGCGUGUCGAGGCGGAGGAGCACUACUACAACGCCAAGCACACCAAGCUGGUGGAGCUGGGGCUGCAGCCGCACCUGCUGGCGGACAGCAUGAUUGAUAGCCUGCUGGACUUUGCGGUACAGUACCGUGACCGCGUGCGCAUGGAGCUGAUUAAGCCGGCGGUGGACUGGCGCAAGACGGGCGUCAAGGUCAACACCAUGGGCGCGGCGGUGGCUAAGUAAGGAAUUAGUGCUGGUGCUGAUUGCGGGAGAAGCUUUGGUAGCACAGGCCAUGUGCAGAGUGUGCUGUUAAGCGGUCAUGAGCGGCGGCGGUGUAUGGCCCGGGGGGGGGAUGUACACGUCUGUGAUGGCUAUGAUUGCGACGAUUGAAAUGAUGAAUGCUGGUGUGCUAGCUGGCAGUGUUCGCAGCGGGAGGGGGGCCCGCACGAUUGGAGACGAGGGCAGCGGCCAGACAGACGGUACUCUGGGCCUCAAGAAGCUUUCCAUGGGUUUUACAGUGACAGGAUGACGGUGCGAUUGUGGAUGUUCGUUAUGGUGUCUGGCCAUAAUGAAGACCUGGGUGCGGUGGUAGCCGGCCGCCGGUGCUGUUUUGCGUGGUCUGGCAGUUGACGGGUGCUGGUUUCAGUGCAGUGCAGCGUAGUGGAGUAAAAGCCCUGUUAGCGAUCAGCCUGCAUGAAACGCGCAUGAGGUUGUUCAAACUCUGUUUUGAGCGUAUCCUGCACGUAGUCGAGCCAUCGGGCAAAGCUGCAACUAGCAUCAACUGGUUAUCUAUUGCAUAUUUAAACCUGACCUGUGCGGGUCAGGAGUCUGGCGUCGCAAAAAUGUGGUUAAUGUACAUAAAACAGGGGGAGCAUGAUGGGGUUGCUACUUGGUGCGGUCUCUUGUGCCUUCCCAAGUUGCCACCCCAGGAGAGCAGCUCCAGGUGGUGACACCUUCCAUAGAAGCGGCAUGUCCCUCAGCGCAUGCCGCUUGGGCAUCUGCAAGGUUGUGGCGAUGGUGGGACAGGCAGCUGCCGCGAGCAACGAUACUGUGCUGAACGAUGGAGAUUCCUAGGCUUGAGAAUGGAUGCUGUCCUAGACUGUGCGCUGAAAUAUUCAAUCAUGUACCGCCUGUCACUAUUGUAAGGAGAAUAAUACAUGUGACGUCC
Messenger RNA from Volvox carteri f. nagariensis, 2503 nucleotides. RefSeq lists its product as uncharacterized. NCBI's taxonomy places the organism in Eukaryota, Viridiplantae, Chlorophyta, Chlorophyceae, Chlamydomonadales, Volvocaceae. Gene Ontology annotation, biological process: sulfolipid biosynthetic process; glycolipid biosynthetic process. The record is from RefSeq and is a predicted model, not a curated record. The transcript has 12 exons. Gene Ontology annotation, molecular function: UDPsulfoquinovose synthase activity. The coding region runs from base 142 to 1578 and encodes 478 amino acids.